AUGCUUCACUGGAAGUGCGAUGAUUUGUUUGUACUGCCGGAGCUAGAAGAUCUGGAGAAAUGCUUUCGCGAACACUACAAUUUCCAGACCGACAUCUUCUCCAUCCCUUCCGAGAACUCUCACCUCGAGUUGAUGCUCAAGGUGGCCGACAUGGUCAAGCAGCAUGAGUCCGAGGACACGCUUUUUGUGGUUUACUACGGCGGCCACGCACGGAUAGACGAGUCCAGGCAGAGCACCUGGUGCGCGAACCGACGUCCUGGUUCCCCAUGGCUUCAAUGGUCAGCCAUCCAGACCCUCCUAGAGCGAUCGGUCUCGGACGUCUUGAUUCUCCUCGACUGCUGCGCUGGAGCCGCAAGCGCCACAUUUCCCACCGGCAAGAGCAUCACGGAAACCAUUUCGGCCUCUAGCUGGGAUGCGAUCGCGCCUGACCCGGGCAGAUACUCGUUUACAAAUGCUUUGAUCGAAGUGCUCGAGGAGUGGCGUCAACGGACAUUUUCGGCCGCUAUGCUGCACGCCGAGAUCCUCGCUCGUUUGAAGCACCCGCGCCCCAUCUUGAUCAAUGGAAAGCAUUUUGAGGCCCGAUCGACGCCAGUCCACUUCAUGAUGACGUCCAAUCACAGAGCACCCAGCAUUGAGGUGUGCCGGCUCGUCCCCCGCAAGCAAAGGCCUCCUUCUCCCCCGGAUGAGCUCCCCUACUGGGGCCAUCCGACACCGCAGCCGAGGCUGAUUGAGGGGAGGAAUCCGGUGGAGCAAUACCCCCUCACACAUCACCUCACACCCGACUUCAGGAUCCCGAGAGCUUCAGAACCCAACGAAGACGAACCACAUGUGUUGAUUUCGUUAGCACUCGAGGAUGAUCAGCGGUUGGAUCUGAACGACUGGAAAACAUGGCUGGCCGCCUUUCCCGCCAUGGCAAAAUACGUCAAGGUUCAGGGUGUCUUCAAGAGCCACUCGACUCUUCUCUUGCUGUCACUCCCGGUCAUGGUUUGGGAUUUUCUUCCCGACGACCCGGCCUGCUCUUUCAUCGCCUUUGUUCGAUCAAACAACCUCCUUCACGCCCAGAAAACUCGGGAACCUCCGAUCUCGCCCGUGCCUGUUGCCAGCGCAACACCAAUGGUCUCUCAAGCACGCGAUGACGCCGAGUCUUGCUUUUCUGGCACAACCUUUGUGCAAGCUGAAAGCCUGAACACGGCCGUGCGCCAAGCCGGUGGCGCCACCCUUCCCCGAGUCACUUCUGCCGUUUCCGUUCCUUACUGUGACCCGUCAACAAACCUGCCAUCGCUCCAACGCGUCGGCACCUCAGCGAGCAAUCGACUCGACUACAGCCACCAAGAUACAGUUAGACUGAAACCGCAGCCUUCCACUGGCAGUCUGAAGGGGCUCCUCAGGAAUGUAGCUUCAACCACGUCGUUAUCCACUCUGGAUCGGCGCACUCUUAGCCCGUCAACCCCGACCACAGCAGCCGAACCAAUAUCUCGAGCGAUGAUUUUGAACAAAACGCGGAGUUCCAAGAAAUCCGUCUUUCAGUCAAUCCAGGACGUCCCGCAAGGCCAGCAGAUGGCUGCUCAUGUUGUUCGGCGCCUAGAGGAUUACUUCCAGAAGGACCCCGAACCGAGCAUCGGCGUGGUAGAACAUCUCGCAUCAAACCUCGGGGUAGAGACGUCGGAUGUCCAUGUCUGGUUCCACCACCGCCGAGAGCAAGAGCGGAUGACAUACAACCUUCAGAAUCUCAGGAUCGAGAGCCACGGCCGCCAAACCCAGGAUGGUGCCCGCAUGAUCCUCCCUGGCCAUCUCAACAGCCUCCUCGAGAUUUACCCAUCUAAGGGAAUCCUUCUCGUAGACCUGCGGUCAUCAACGGACUUUGAAAGGUCUCACAUCCACGACGCCAUCAAUUUGCGUGCCCCUUUGAGUUUCGUCGAGAAUACCUCACUCGAGAUGAUUGAGGACACCUUCAUGGACGAUCAGAGCCGGCGCAGCUUCAGCAAAUGGUCGCAAUUCAAAUGCGUCGUCUUCUAUGACAGGGUCAUUGAAUUCGAGUGGGAGUGUCCCGUCGCCGACGCCCUGUACACCAAGUUCAGGCAGAAGGGCUGGCGCGGCCAGUGCUUCAUCCUCAAAGGCCAUUACCGGGAGUUCUCCGCCUCGUUUGACAAACACAUCAGCGGGGCCAAAAUGACCAGCGAGGCCAAAAAGCAUCUCGACAGUCUUCGUCAGCGGUCCAGCCCGACCGAGGAAGAAGCAGCCAAGGCGGAGGAACAUUACCACGAGUGGCUGGAGACAUUUGCAGGCCAACAUCGCGUUCCAUCGACUGAUCUUAUCUUGGCGAGGAAACUUGAACGAAAACGGGCAGUGGAGCAGCAUCAGAAAGAGCUCGAGAUUGAGUUUGAGGCACGCUUCCCGGCACUGUACAAAAAGGCCCAGGCAUCGCGCCCUGUUCCGGGAUUCGAAGAAGCUCCGUCGCCACCCCCGCGGUCACCGCCUCCCCCGUUCCACGAGCCGCAAAGAAGACAAUCCUUUAAAAAUGUUGAGUGGAUGAGGCCAGGGAAGGUUGACGAUGAUGACGAGUUUGAAACGACAAAGGCGCCGCUGGUGGAGCCGCUCGUUAAGGGGUUGGAGAAGAUGCGAAAAGCGAGCAGUGUCCCACGCAGUUACCGAAGCCUGGAUACGGGGACUCCCUCGCAGGACCACCACGACGACUAUCCCGUGAAGGCCCGAAUGGAUUACUACGCGGAUGAUUACGAUCAUGACUAUGACGAAAUCGAUCCCAAAAGUGAAGGGUUGAGGAACGACCCUGGCUUUCAGAACGCUGGAGUACUGGGAGGUGCCGAAACAGGAGUUGGGCCAGGGCCGAAACCGCAGGAGCGGGGAGGAGUGGACACCUUAAGAAAGACGGCGAAGAAAAGGCUGUUUCUGGAGAGGUUGAGAGGCGCCGGGAAGUGA
Messenger RNA from Parathielavia appendiculata, 2937 nucleotides. RefSeq lists its product as uncharacterized. Gene Ontology annotation, molecular function: DNA binding. NCBI's taxonomy places the organism in Eukaryota, Fungi, Ascomycota, Sordariomycetes, Sordariales, Chaetomiaceae. The transcript is spliced from 2 exons. The coding region runs from base 1 to 2937 and encodes 978 amino acids. The record is from RefSeq and is a predicted model, not a curated record.